Messenger RNA from Cyprinus carpio (common carp), 689 nucleotides. RefSeq names its product phosducin-like protein 3. Gene Ontology annotation, cellular component: cytoplasm. The transcript is spliced from 4 exons. Bases 1 to 528 code for a protein of 175 amino acids. Gene Ontology annotation, biological process: angiogenesis; positive regulation of gene expression; protein folding. The record is from RefSeq and is a predicted model, not a curated record. NCBI's taxonomy places the organism in Eukaryota, Metazoa, Chordata, Actinopteri, Cypriniformes, Cyprinidae.
AUGAGUCUGGAGGAGCUGGAGGAGAAUGAAGAUGACAUUUCGGUGAGGAAGAUGAGGCUGGCCAUGGAGAUUGUACAGGUACAGACGAGAUCCCUCGGGCAGGAUUACGUGCAGGAGGUCAAUAAAGCCGGAGCGGGAAUCUGUGUGGUGCUGCACCUCUACAAACCAGGGAUCCCGCUGUGUACGCUGAUAAACCAGCAUCUGUCUCGGCUGGCUCAGAAGUUUCCUCAGACCAAGUUCCUGAAGUCCAUCUCCAGCACCUGCAUUCCCAACUACCCUGACCACAACCUGCCCACGCUCUUCAUUUAUCACGAGGGAGAGAUGAAGGCGCAGUUCAUCGGGCCGCUGCUGUUCGGAGGAAUGAACCUCACCUGUGACGAGCUGGAGUGGCGUCUGUCUGAGUCCGGAGCGGUGAAGACGGAUCUGGAGGAAAACCCCAGGAAACAGAUCCAGGAUCAGCUGCUGAGGUCCAUCCGCUGCUCAGAGCCGCACCGCAGAGACGAGGACGAGGACUCGGACGAGGACUGACCUCAUCACAGCGAACCCUGCUCUCGACACGACCUCCAGCGGACAUUACACCCACCACUGACCACAAACACCACAUUCACACUGUUUUAUAAGAUUUCUAAUAAUACAGUUCAACGCUUGACACCAUUUAUUCUAUAAAAACCACUGAUUUGAGUGUUUAA